This is a messenger RNA of Polychytrium aggregatum, 963 nucleotides long. Its product is annotated as organic solute transporter subunit alpha/Transmembrane protein. Gene Ontology annotation, molecular function: transporter activity. The annotation marks the transcript as partial. Lineage: Eukaryota; Fungi; Chytridiomycota; Chytridiomycetes; Polychytriales. The record is from RefSeq and is a predicted model, not a curated record. Gene Ontology annotation, biological process: transport. The transcript is spliced from 5 exons.
AUGUCGUCGCUGCUUGCCAUCACCAACGACGGCGCUGCCGAGGUCGGGGCGUUUUUCUAUGCCCUGGCUGUGGUUGGCACUGUGGCCGCGGUGACCACGUCGUUUGUGUCAAUAUCCCUUCAUCUGAAGCACUACCGUCGGCCCGACCUGCAGCGACUCGUCAUCCGCAUCAUGUUUAUGGUCCCGCUGUACGCCGUCACCUCGCUUGCGUCGCUGACAUCACGCUACUUGGCCGAGUACGUGGAUCUGUUUCGGGAUGUCUACGAGGCAUUUGUGGUCUACACAUUCUUCAUCCUGAUGAUCAACUACCUCGGCGGCGAGCGCGAACUACUCACGAUGCUCCAGGACCGGAUGACAACGCACCACCUGUGGCCGCUGCAUUAUUUCCUCUCUCCUAUCGAUCUGAGCGACCCCAAGGUCUUUUUGAUUGUACGCCGCGGUGUCCUCCAGUUUGUGGUCCUGAAGCCCAUCCUGGCCGUCUUCAUUUUGAUCAUGAAGCUCAUGGGCUUCUAUCACGAGGGACUGAUCCGUUUCGACAGCGCAUACGUCUAUGUGUCACUGUUCUACAACGUCAGUGUUUGCGUUGCCAUGUACUGCCUCGUGAUAUUUUACCUGCAGUGCUCCAAGGAUCUGGAGGCGUACCGGCCUCUGCCCAAGUUUAUUUGCGUCAAGGCCAUCAUCUUCUUCUCCUUCUGGCAGGGCUUUAUUGUGGCCGUCCUGGUCGGGUUCGAUAUCAUUCAUGACAAGGGCGAUUACCCCGCCCAGGCCAUUGCAGUCGCAAUCCAGGACGGGUUGAUAUGCAUCGAGUCGGUGAUCUUUGCCAUCGGCCAUGCCUAUGCAUAUCCGUGGACAGACUAUGGAACUUCCCACCGGCUUGCCUCGCGCGUUGUGGUCAUUUACGCCCUCAAGGAUGUUCUCGGCACACGAGAUAUCAUCCAAGACAUCAUCCAAACCUUCAGUGGC